Messenger RNA from Dipodomys spectabilis (banner-tailed kangaroo rat), 1016 nucleotides. RefSeq names its product isochorismatase domain containing 2 (gene Isoc2). The transcript has 6 exons. Lineage: Eukaryota; Metazoa; Chordata; Mammalia; Rodentia; Heteromyidae. The record is from RefSeq and is a predicted model, not a curated record. The coding region runs from base 86 to 700 and encodes 204 amino acids. Gene Ontology annotation, cellular component: cytoplasm.
GACCUUUGGGAGGGCCGAGCCCCCAAACUUCCCAGCUUCGCCUGCAGACGGGGCCGGGCCGGCUCCAACCCAGCACUUCCGGGAAAUGGCCGCCUCCAGGCAUGUCCUGGGCCGAGUUUCCCCGGAAUCCUCCAUGCUGUUCCUGUGUGACAUGCAGGAGAAGUUUCGCAACGUCGCCUACUUCUCCCAGAUCGUCUCUGUGGCAGCUCGCAUGCUCCGAGUGGCCCAGCUGCUGGGUGUCCCAGCCCUGCUGACGGAGCAGUACCCGCAAGGCCUGGGCCCCACAGUUCCUGAGCUGGGGGCCGAGGGCCUUCAGGCCCUGAGCAAGACCUGCUUCAGCAUGGUGCCUAUCCUGCAGCAGGAGCUGGACAGCCGGCCCCAGCUGAAGUCUGUGCUGCUCUGUGGCCUGGAGGCCCAGGCCUGUAUCAUGCAAACAGCCUUGGAUCUACUGGACCGAGGGCUGCAGGUUCACGUCGUGGUGGAUGCUUGUUCUUCUCGCAGCCAGGUGGACCGGCUGGUGGCCCUGGCCCGCAUGCGACAGAGUGGCGUCUUUCUCUCCACCAGUGAAGGGCUCAUUCUGCAGCUUGUGAGGGACGCUGCCAACCCUCACUUCAAGGAGAUCCAGAAGAUCAUCAAGGAGCCCGCCCCUGAUAGCGGGCUGCUGGGCUUCUUCCAAGGCCAGAACCCCCUCUUCCGCUGAGCCCGGGGCCUCGACCCUCCAGUCACUCGGCAGUCACUCGGCAUCUUGGAAGCGCUUCUCCCGGUCCCUGGAUCCCCAGAGUGGUGCAGUCGUCCAGGAGAGCCGCCCCCGGGGGAGGGGGCGUGGUCCUGCUGUCCCAUUGGCCGGCUGCUCCAGGAAAUGCAAAUGAGACUCGUGGGAAGCUGUGCGGCAAUUGGCUGGGAGUGAGGCAGAGGCGGGGCUCGGCCCAGCGCCACUUCCCAGGGUGGGCAGGGGCGGGAGAAGGGGCGUCACCGAUGGGACCCAGACUUGCAGAAUAAACAUUGCUGUGACUGUG